Messenger RNA from Necator americanus (New World hookworm), 348 nucleotides. RefSeq lists its product as uncharacterized. The record is from RefSeq and is a predicted model, not a curated record. The transcript has 4 exons. Bases 1 to 348 code for a protein of 115 amino acids. Lineage: Eukaryota; Metazoa; Nematoda; Chromadorea; Rhabditida; Ancylostomatidae.
AUGAACGAAGUAGACGGCGACACUAAUGUGCUGUGGAAAGUUCUGGACGCCCUCGAAACUCCUUACGAUGAUCCUCUAAGGUUGAAACAAAAGCAAGACUAUAACAAACCAACACAGGCUACUACGCAAGCUACUACAUCCACAACUGUCGCCGAAGUUGGAUAUAUCGUAAUGUCAACGAGAGAAGUUGUUGUUGUGUUUGCGAUUUUCUUAGCACUCAGUGUGUUGCUUGUGAUGAUCAUCCGGCGACGUGCGAGAAUGAAGGCUUUGGCUCGAAAUCGGCGUGGGAAUUGGAUGCAGGUCGAAUCCGACGAGGACGACAUUCUGAUCAGUUCGAUGUACUCCUGA